AUGAAACGCUCUUUGAUCACAGCCUUUGAGUCCAGCUCCUCCUCCUCUGACCGCUCUCUGGACACUUCACUCUCUCUGCUCCCCGUGGGAGGAGCCGUGGGAGGAGCCGUGGGAGGAGCCGAGGGAGGAGCCGUGGGAGGAGCCGUGGGAGGAGCCGAGGGAGGAGCCGUGGGAGGAGCCGUGGGAGGAGCCGUGGGAGGAGCCGAGGCAGUACAGGAGAUGUGA
Messenger RNA from Knipowitschia caucasica, 225 nucleotides. NCBI's taxonomy places the organism in Eukaryota, Metazoa, Chordata, Actinopteri, Gobiiformes, Gobiidae. The record is from the annotation of a GenBank genome assembly.